Molecule: messenger RNA, 2239 nt
Organism: Anarrhichthys ocellatus (wolf-eel)
Lineage: Eukaryota; Metazoa; Chordata; Actinopteri; Perciformes; Anarhichadidae
Gene: poc5
Product: POC5 centriolar protein homolog (Chlamydomonas)
Exons: 13
Coding region: 80-1810 (576 amino acids)
Biological process (GO): eye photoreceptor cell development
Cellular component (GO): photoreceptor connecting cilium
Source: RefSeq, a predicted model, not a curated record
CGGAGAAGCAAGCGUUUUCUAACUGACGGAGUAACUUGGGACACGAGAGUGUGGUGGCCCGCAUAUAAAUAUAAAACAGAUGUCCUCAGACGAAGAGGAACCGAGCAGUCCUGUUCUGCCCAAGGACUCUGAUCCGGGCAGCUCUGUCUCCUCUGAUCUUCAGGACGAGUAUGAGGAGCUGCUCCGCUACGCUGUUGUCACCCCUAAGCUUGACAGACUCACCAGUGCUCACUUGCAGCAGCGGAGCACCUCACAUCUGUCUGCAGAGGGUCGGACUCAGAGAAAAGAGGACACAACAUCACUGCGCCCAGCAGAUACUGCCACCGAAGCUAAAGAUGGGAGGCCUUCCAGCAGGAGUGUGAGAUCAUCACAGGUCUCCCCCUUGAUUGUUGAGCCCUCCACACGUUUAAGAGCUUCUCAUGCUGAGGAGAUGGCAGAUCAGUCAUCUGGCAGGGUGUCAAUGCUCUCAAACACUCCCUCAGACAGGUUACAGGCAGUGUCGGAGAGGUCUAGGCCAAGCAGCCCACACUCACUCGAGUCCCAUGUGACAGAGAUGUUUAUCUCGGAGGAAAACAUAAGCAAGAUGGAGAACAUUCUGGACAUGUGGAGCAACAACCUGAAGUCAAAUGUGCUGACUGAGCUCAGGAAGUGGAAGCUGGCCUUCAUGGAGCGACACAAGCUGGAGAUGAGGAAAGAGAGGGAGAGGUAUGCAGCCCAGACGGCUGACCUGAGGUCAGAGCUAGACAGCCUGAAGGGGCUGCUGCACACCUACGAGACCUCCAACCAGAGAAAAGAUGAGGUGAUUGUGAACCUGAGCCAGGUGCUGGACAGACAAAAAGAAAAGCAUGAAAAAAUGAGGGCCUUCACCCACUGGAGAAUCCAACACACUGAGGCCAAGGAGGAGGCUCGUGCUGCUCAGGUCGCACGGCAGCACUACAACCUGCAGCUGAAGAAGAAGGUGUGGUUAGGCUGGCAGUCUCUGAUCCAGAAACACUGGAAGGUCAAGGUGGAGCGGGCUUGCCGUGCAAGGGCUGAAGAGGUCUGCACCCGUCUGUCUGCAGAGUAUGAGGCCAAGCUGGCAGAGCACUGUGAGGCUAUAGAGAAGGCCCAGGCAGAGGUUCAGAGACUGCGACUAGAGCGAGAGCGCUAUGAAGAAUCUAUGAAGAAAGCCUUCAUGAGGGGCGUGUGUGCUCUCAACAUGGAGGCUCUCGGCAUGUUUAACACCACAGAGGGACGGCCAGGGCAACCUUCAGUCCAUCAUCAGCAUGAUAUUCUGCCUCCCCAGGAUGAGUCUGGCUCUGCUACAUUGGCUCAACUUCAACCAUAUCCCGUCUCUUCCACACAGUUUAGUCCAGUCCACUUCGACCGCCCGGACCCUUCACACAGCCAAGUAGAGGAUACGAUGGGCUCAGGUGCCCCUGUGUCGAGGGCAGAAGUGAUCCCUCCCACUACUGUAGUGCACAGCUCCCUCCCACUUGGGGGCACUGCAAGUUCCCACAAACAGGUGAGCGGUCGUGUCAUCAAAGCCAGUCAACAAAAACCCUCAAAGACUGUAACGGCUCGCAUCACUGCACGUACUGACGUCGGUAAGGCUGCACGCAGCAACCUCCAGGUGAUGGGUGUGGCUCCGCCCAUGAGCUCUGUGAUUGUUGAACGCCAUCAUCCUGUCACACAGCUCACUAUCGGUCAGGCCACGGCUUCUAAGUUUCCUCGCUCCUCCCAACAGGGCCAAAGCUCCACCGGAGGCAGAAGCUCCUCCAGGACACACACCACCACGUGCCAUGUACACUCCAUCAAAGUAGUUGACUAACCACAAACUUGUAUCUCACAGAAAGUGUUGCUCAACAAGUAUAUGUAACUAUCCAAGAAAUAGUUACCGUGGCAUUAGUUUCAAGUCAUUAGUUUUUUUUUUUCAGCUUUCUUACAUAAAUGUGUAGGAUUUCUUGAGCAAUAGGAUUUUUCUCAUGAAAGUGUUUCAUAGACUCAGGUAAACGUACAAGUAACUGUUUUUUAUUAUUACCCGCUGGAGGUUAGAGUUUAGAAUUACAAAAUGGACAUUUAUUUCUAUGAAAUAAUGUUUUAACAGAAUAGUUUCACCUGUGCAUGACUUAAAAUUGCGAGUAUUUAUUUUAUCGUUUUUUUUCUAUUGAGUGCAACCGUCCAAAACCACAGGUUGAUUGUUUUAAUAAACCAAAGCCAUAUGUUACUGAUCAAAAUAAAUUAUUUUAACUUCCUGUAC